Messenger RNA from Blastomyces gilchristii SLH14081, 3512 nucleotides. Its product is annotated as phosphotransferase enzyme family protein. The coding region runs from base 1391 to 2707 and encodes 438 amino acids. The record is from RefSeq and is a predicted model, not a curated record. The transcript has a single exon. NCBI's taxonomy places the organism in Eukaryota, Fungi, Ascomycota, Eurotiomycetes, Onygenales, Ajellomycetaceae.
UCCGCUGCGCAACGCACUAUCCUUGGAACGCCCAGGAUGCGGUCUUCGACUUCACAACCUACCAGGCCCCCACAAACAUGACUGUGGCAGACCUGAUUAGACAACUAUGCCCACAAGACGAAGCAACAUUGGAGGGUGUUGUACGCAGGUGUUGCCGGAUCACUCUGUCGAACCCAUCUGCUUAUACCUCAUGCGUUAGAUAGCUCAAUUACCAAAUAUAAAGACUCUGCUCUCACCCGUUCUAUCUUCCAGUGCCAGUCCCUGAUUGCUUGUUCUGUUUGUUUUCCCUGCGCUUGAUGGUGCUAGCGUCGGCUGCCUCGAUCAUGAGUCGCCGGUCCCUUUCUGAAAUACCGGCAAUCGCCUCUUGAGUUUCAAUUAGCAUCUUCAGGUGUUUUUUCAAUUCUUCAGUUUGUUCUGCAGACGGGAUCUGCACGGCGAUUGGGAUAUCACCGCUAGAACUGCUGAUGAAGGAAGGGACGUUUUCGACAGUAUCUUGGUUAGCCGCAUAGAAGGAGUAUAUCGAGCUCAAUGUGUCACGGGCUUCUUUAGCUUUAUCAGCGUUGCCGCUCAUGAUGCUGCUGGUAACAAGAUGAAAGACUUCGAAAUAGAUAUGUGGUGGGAAAGUCGUGCGGCAAGGAAGAAAGAAUUUUAAGAUUGAACUGGCACUUCACUGGAGAUUUGGGGACUCAACCGCAUUUGGUAGUCGGCUGUCGACAGUGGUGGUUAUAUAUACCUUUCCUGUGGAUGUAAGCGGCACAAAAGCGUAUGAAUGUAGGCAGCAGCAUGAUUCUGCAUUUCCGUUUCUGCUCAGUUGCAUGAAAGCUGAGUCCCCUGCACCUUGCCUUGCAAAUUCACCUUGGCGUCAACGUGGAUGGCUAUAUUAUGAAUAGAAAAUUUGCAAGGAUCAUGAGUGAUCUGUCACAUUGGCGCUUUGCAUACGGGUCGUACGCAGCUCACCUCCGCUUCAUAGAUCCCGGAUUGUAGAAGCAAAAGGAGAAGGAAAAGAAUAAAAAUAAAUUAAAACUCAAAUUAACUUAAAAUGAUCCCUAAUAUGGAGUGAAUGGCUCGGUGUAUUCUUCUUCCAUGCCGAGCGAGGGUAACAUCCACCAAACCAAGAACAGACACGGCCCAUACACCUAGCUGGCGGCUUUUCUGCAAGACUGCAAGCUAGUUAUUUGCCCAAUCCCCUUGCCGCCUGAUUGCUUGGCAAUUGUGACUCCGUGGGAACCUGAAAACGAGCCCAACCCGACGUCGCCCUUUCUUGCGCUUUCAGAAUACUUCUCUCACCAAUUCUGCGGCUUCAACUUGGUUUGUGUCUUGGACCAGUUUUUUCCAACACUCUUUCUUUCCUUUCAAAACUGCCAUCAACUCUUACAGUGCGACACUGAACAUGGACUGGGACCAUCUGGCUGAGGAGUCGUCCCGGAAGUUGUUUGCAAGUUGGCUCAAACUCCUGUCACCCGCCAUAGCACUGACACUUGCGGGUCAACACCGCCCUGGCCAUCAAGCCAUCGAAGCUUCAAGUUUCACCACUGGCGCUUUUAAUAUAUGCUGUACCGUCACAUUUGAAGAUGAGUUCCGCGUGGUUGUUCGAUUUCCUAUUCUAGGUCGAAGCCGGUUUCGCACAGAAAAGACUCGGGACGAGGUUUCAGUGAUGGAUUUUCUCUCAAGACGAACGCGGGUUCCUGUUCCUAUUGUUCUUGGUGCAGGUCGCUGGGGAUGCGGCCCUUAUGUUGUCACAACUUUUAUUGAGGGCACCUUGCUGUCCAAACAGCUUAGGGACCCUUCUGUGGGCUUAAGUGACUUGGAAAGAGCCUAUCGGGGAAUGGCCGACAUCAUGCUGGAGCUCUCGAAACCCUCCUUCCCAAGCAUUGGGGCUCUGGAAUGCGAAUCAGGGGAAUGGCGAGUGACCAAGAGGCCAAUGACUUUGAAUAUGAAUGAACUUGUGCGUGUUGGAAACCUUCCUCCGGCUAAAUUUACAAAGAAGAUUUUUCCAACAGCCGCUGAAUACUUUGAGGAACUUGCUACCCAGCAGCUUCUUCAUGUACAAUAUCAGCGCAACGAUGCCGUGGAAAAUGAACAUGAUGCUCGAAAGAGGUACAUAGCGCGCUGUCUUUUCCGAAAAAUAGCACGGGAUAUUCAAUGGGAACCAGGUCCCUUCCACCUAUGGUGUGAUGACUUUUGUCCAUCAAAUGUACUCGUCUCUGAGUCUGAUCUUACCAUUACUGGUGUUAUUGACUGGGAAUUUACUUAUGUUGCACCCACCGAAUUUACCUGCACUGCGCCAUGGUGGCUCCUGUUGGAAAGGCCAGAAGCCUGGGAGUCAGAUCUGAAUGACUUUUUGGCCAGAUACACACCAAGGCUCCAAUUUUUCCUCAAGAUCCUUCGGGCUUGUGAGGACAGGCAGUUGCGGAAUGGGACCUUGACGGAUUCACAGCGCCUAUCAGAUCGGAUGGAACGCUCUCUGAACUGUGGGCUCUUUUGGUUCUGUCUUGCUACAAGAAGGAGCUUCAUGUUUGAUGAUAUUUAUUGGACAUUUCUUGAUGAGAAGCACUUUGGUCGUCUGAACUCUCUAGAUGACAGACUCUCUCUUCUCUCUCGGGACGAGCUGGAUGGGCUGGAUGGGUUUGUUCGGAUGAAGAUGCAGCAAGUUGUAGAAAAGCGCUUGGACGAACAUCUGACCUUUGAUGAACUUGUUGACCUUUAACUCAAGUGGAGCCCACAAGAGCUUGUUGGAGAGAUCUAUCUUGAGGGCAUAAUGUAUCUACUGUUUAAUUUUGUAAAAUUUUUAUUCGUAGAUGGAUAAAUGCCAUAUCAGAGUUGUAGGAUUCAUACCUUGCCGUGGCUGUCCGCGAGACAAAAAUCAAACGCGGAAGUUCUAGUGAAUAAGCAUCAUUUAUAUUAGCCUGCUCAAUGCAUACCGUUUAACGUGUCCAAUUAUUUCUGUAAUUAGGUCCACUCCACUUCUUAGACAGCUUACUAAAUCAGCUAAAUAAUCUACUACAAGGAUGUUCCCCGAUUCACUCAAGAUUAAGCAAAUUUCCGAUUUUGUUGCUCUCCUUCAGAAUCCAGCGGGCCCCUUUGGCAUCAACUCCCAUGUCCUCCUGAACCAACAUCUCCAGCAGUUCCGGAACCAAGACCUCCUGGGCAUACACAACAGUCCCAUACUUCGACGCCACACUAUCGAUGCCGGCCAGUGAGUCGAUAGCAUCUUUAAAGUGAGACACGACAUGCGCUGAGCUGGGGGGAAGGUCAGUGAAGAGGUUCCUCUGGUGGGUUCGCGGGGUUGGGGUUGGGGUUGGGGGGGUGUUUCUUCACUCACAGAAUCUCAUGGCCUCUAAGGUCAUAGUAGCCGGUACUGUGCAGGAUACUCUGGGAGAGGAUCUUCCUGCCAUGCUUCCGCACUUUCUUGUGCACAACACUCUUAUAGCGGGAGCAGUACCCAGAAUCAUCAAGGAUCCGGCGCAGGCGAGGAUGGAAUUGAGUCAACUGAUCAUCUAGGUGGUCCCAAG